This is a messenger RNA of Solea solea (common sole), 856 nucleotides long. It is a transcript of the gene mrpl18, whose product is annotated as mitochondrial ribosomal protein L18. The record is from RefSeq and is a predicted model, not a curated record. The transcript has 4 exons. Gene Ontology annotation, biological process: translation. Gene Ontology annotation, molecular function: 5S rRNA binding; structural constituent of ribosome. The coding region runs from base 153 to 716 and encodes 187 amino acids. Gene Ontology annotation, cellular component: ribosome; mitochondrion. Lineage: Eukaryota; Metazoa; Chordata; Actinopteri; Pleuronectiformes; Soleidae.
GUGGACCGGAUGUUGUGCGAAUGUCAAAGAUGGCGCUGUUCGUGUCACGCUGAGUUGUUAACAAAUUAUUCGUGUUUAUUUGUUUUACCUGAUGCUGGCGAACUGACUGAACCUUUGUGUUAGUUUAUGAGGCAAACUCAAGUGAGGAGGAAAUGGCUCUGAGUGAGUUUAAUCGCAGCGUUCGACUGUUUUUAACCCGCAUUCACCGAUGUGGCAUCGCUGCGAACCAGACAGCUCGCUGUCUGAGUCAUGCGGCCUGUCAACCGGAGCCCAGCGCGGAUGAAAACGAAGCCGUGAACCCGACCUUUGUCAACAGAAACCCUCGGAACCUGGAGCAGAUGGCUCUGGCUGUGAAGGACCGGGGGUGGAAGACGAAUUGGCCCCACAGGGAAUUUUACCACAGGUUGGUGUUUUCUCGCACCCAGCAUCACGUGACGGCACAGGUGUUCUCCAGCAGCUCUUCUAACCCUGUGCUGACCUGCUCGACCACAGAGUGGGCGCUGAAGAAGGAGCUUGCUUCCACGAGGUGUGUGGCAGCGUGUCAAGCUGUGGGCGAGGUGCUGGCACAGCGAUGUCAACAGGCUGGAAUCACGAGGAUGGUGUACAGGGCCAUUCCAUGGACGUUCCGCAGUGAUGCUGUUCAGAAAUUCAGAGCAGCAAUGAAAGAAGGAGGAAUCACACUCAGUGAACCCAGAAGGAAAUAUGUGGGCACCUAAAUUAAGUUUUCAUCUGUUUUUGUACAAAAGAAAUAGCAUAACCCUUAAUCUCUGCUCUGUUGUGCAUUACAACUAUAUCUGAUAUUAUCAUGGCUAGCACAAGGUUGUUUUUCCUUGCAUAUAAAGUGUUUCUGAACAAA